GGAAGGAGCUAGACUACAUAUAAUGUUGGCUGGCAUAACCAUAUAAUGUCUGUCAGCACUGACUUUAAGACACCUGUGUGACUCAGCCACUCCUGCCUAUGGGACAAGGUCAGGGGAAGCCACUGUAUCAGAAAUGAGUCAUUCUAAGGAGCACUCUGACUCUGAAAGUGUCAUGGAGAGCAGACCAGCAUCCUCUACACAGAGUUAUGUGUCCAUCAAGAGUGAUCGUUCUAAAGGUGACAUGCCUAACUUCAGAGAGAGAGAGCCGCCCUCUGACCAAAGUGUCAUGGAGAAAAGAUCAGCAUCCCCUACACAUAGCAGUGUGUCCAUGAAGAGUGAUCGUUCUAAAGGUGACAUGCCUGACUUCAGAGAGAGAGCGCCGCCCUCUGACCAAAGAGAGCAAUGGAGAAGAUGUGAACCAAAACCCAGUGGUCAAAAUGUAGAGCAACAUGAUCUAAAACACAUUUUCCAGGUGCUUGAGAAGAAGAUCAACACCUUUGUGAAGAAUGAGCUGAAGAGAUUUAAGGGGAUUCUGAGUCCAGAUUACAAAGAAAACUUUGAGAAGAAAGAGGAGGAUGAGAGUGAUGCCAGAGAAGGAGCUCUUAAGAUGGCACUCUAUUUCCUUUGGAAGAUGGAGAAGAAAGAUCUUGCUGACAUUCUACAAGCUCAUGAACUGGAUGUAGUUUGUCAGGCUGAGCUGAAAAGAAAUCACAAAAGGAAAUACCAGAGUGUAUUUGAAGGAAUACCCAAGCAAGGAGGCUCUGCUUUGCUAGAACAAAUCUACACAGAGAUCUACAUCACAGAGGGAGGAAGUGGAAAAGUAAAUGAGGAGCAUGAAAUCAGGCAGAUUGAGUCCAAAUCCAAGAGACCAGCUGGGCAGGAGACACCAAUCAAAUGCAAUGACAUCUUCACACCCUUACCUAAAGGCUCACCAAUCAGAAGAGUUAUCACAAAGGGGGUAGCUGGCAUUGGAAAAUCUAUCUCCGUUCAGAAGUACAUCCUGGACUGGGCUGAGGGAAAUGAAAACCAGGACAUCCACUUCAUCUUUCCACUGCCUUUUCGGGAGUUGAACCUCAUUAGAGAAGAAAAAUGCUCUUUGAUAGGUCUUCUCCACAAAUUCUUUUCAGAUAUUAAAGAGCUCACGUUUGACAGCCAAAGAAAGUAUAAAAUGCUCUUUGUCUUUGAUGGUCUGGAUGAAUGUCGACUCCAACUAAACUUUCAGAAAAAUGAAUCUUUGACUGAUGUGACACAGGUCACUUCGUUGGACGUUCUCCUGACAAAUCUCAUCAAGGGUAAUCUGUUCCCUUCUGCUCUACUUUGGAUCACCACUCGACCAGCAGCAGCCAAUCGAAUCCCUCCUGAGUGUGUUGACCGUGUCACAGAAGCUCAAGGGUUCAGUGACCCUCAGAAGGAGGAGUAUUUCAGGAAGAGGAUCAUUGAUGAGGAUCUUGCUGGCAGCAUAAUUUCUCACAUUAAAUCUUCAAGGAUGCUCCACAUCAUGUGUCAUAUACCAGUCUUUUGCUGGAUUGCUGCCACUGUUUUUGUGGAGAUUCUGGGAUCUUCAAAAGAUGAUCAGAUUCCAAAGACGUUAACAGAGAUGUAUACCUAUUUUCUUAUUUUUCAAACCAUGCAGAGGAGCCUGAAGUUUGAAAAUAUGCAUGAUGUUGAUCCACAGUGGAACCACGGCAUCAUCCUUGAUCUUGGAAAGCUGGCUUAUGAGCAGUUAGAGAAAGGCAAUCUGAUCUUUUAUGAAGAAGACCUCAAAGAGAGUGGCAUUGACAUCAGAGAGGCAGCAGUAUGCUCUGGCAUCUGCACCCAGAUCUUUCGAGAAGAAUCAGGGAUUUAUCAGGGAAAGGUGUUCUGCUUUAUGCAUUUAAGUAUCCAAGAGUAUCUUGCAGCUUUGUAUGCAUUUUUGAUGGUGGUAACUGAAAGGAAAGACAUAGUCUCCCAACAUCAAGCUCGGUGUCCUUCAGUGGAGGAAUCCAUGGUCCUUUUACACAAGAGUGCAUUGGACAAAGCCUUAGAGUAUGAGGAUGGACGCUUUGACCUAUUUCUUCGUUUCCUUCUUGGCCUAUCUCUGGAGUCUAACCAGGCUCUCUUGCGUGGACUACUACCAAAAAGACCAAAUCAGAUGGACAAUAAGGAAACAAUCGGUUACAUUAAGGAAAAGAUUAGAGAGAUGCCUGCAUCAGAAAGGGUGAUCAACCUCUUCCACUGUCUGAAUGAAAUCAAUGAUCACUCCUUAGUGGAGGAGGUCCAGAGCUUCCUGAGUGCAGGGACACUUUCUGAAGCAACUCUCUCACCUGCCCAAUGGUCAGCUCUAGUGUUUGUAUUGAUGACAUCACAACAGGAGCUGGAUGUGUUUGAUUUGAGGAAGUACAUCAGAUCUGAUGAAGCUCUGCUAAGGCUGCAGCCAGUAGUGGAGGAAGCCCAAACCACUCUGUUGACAAGUUGUAGACUUACUGAAAGGAGCUGUACAACUCUGGCAGGUAUCCUGAGCAAAGCAUCCUCCAAGAUGAAACAUUUGGAUCUAAGUGACAACCGUAUUGGAGAUACGGGGGUCCAAGAACUCUGUAAUGGACUGGAGAACCCAAACUGUGCACUGGAGACACUCAGGCUUGAUUACAACAGCAUAACAGAAGAUGGCUGUGCUGCUCUGACUUCAGCUCUGAGAUCAAACCCCUCACACCUGAUAGAGCUGAAUCUGAGUGGGAAUAAACUGGGAGACUCAGGAGUGAAGCACAUCACUGCCCUACUGGAGAAACCAGACUGUAAACUGGAGAAACUGGAACUGUUGGCCUGUAAUAUAACAGGAGAAGGAUAUGCUGCUCUGGCUUCAGCUCUGAAAUCAAACCCCUCACACCUGGUAGAGCUGGACCUGAGAGGAAAUGACCCUGGAGACUCUGCAGUGGAGCUGCUCACUGAUCUCUAUAAUUUACUUAAUGAUCCAAAAUGUAAACUUCAUACUCUGAGGCUGUUGAAGAGUGAUUCUGCAGAGGAAGCCUUUGCGUAUCUCACUCAAGUUCUAGGUACAAACCCCUUACUGCAGACAGAGCUGGAUCUGAGUGAGAAGAGACCAGGAGACUCAGGAGUGAAGCAGUUCUGUGCCCUGCUGGAGGACUCACAUUGCAGAGUGAAGAAACUUGAGCUUGAGAACAGCUGCAUAAGAGAAGAAGGCUGUGCUCAUCUGACUAAAGCUCUCACAUCAAACCCCUCACACCUGAUAGAGCUGGAUCUGAGUGGGAAUAUACUAAGAGACUCAGGAGUGAAGCUCAUCUCUGCUCUACUGGAGAAUCCAGACUGUAAACUGGAGAAACUGCUGCUUAAUAACAACAACAUAACAGAAGAGGGCUGUGCUCAUCUGACUAAAGCUCUCACAUCAAACCCCUCACACCUGUUAGAGCUGAAUCUGAGUGGGAAUGAACUAAGAGACUCAGGAGUGAAGCACAUCUCUGCUCUACUGGGGAAUCCAGACUGUAAACUACAGAAACUGCUACUUAAUAACAGCAACAUUACAGAUCAGGGCUGUGCUCAUCUGACUAAAGCUCUCACAUCAAACCCCUCACACCUGAUAGAGCUGAAUCUGAGUGGGAAUGAUCUAGGAGACUCAGGAGUGAAGCACAUCUCUGCUCUACUGGAGAAACCAGACUGUAAACUACAGAAGCUGCUGCUUAAUAUUAACAACAUAACAGAUCAGGGCUGUGCUCAUCUGACUAAAGCUCUCACAUCAAACCCCUCACACCUGUUAGAGCUGGAUCUGAGUGAGAAUAAACUAGGAGACUCAGGAGUGAAGUACAUCUCUGCUCUACUGGGGAAUCCAGACUGUAAACUACAGAAACUGAGGCUUACAGACUCCAGCAUAGACACAGAAGGAGGUGCUGCUCUGACUUCAGCUCUCAGAUCAAACCCCUCACACUUGAUAGAGCUGAAUCUGAGUUGGAAUACGCUAGGAUACUUUGUGAAGAGGAAACUGUCUGCUUUAGUGAAAGAUCCAAACUAUAAACUACAGACACUGAGGCUCGAAAGUAGGCCUAGUGUCAUGGAUGUUAUCAUGGGUGUUUCUCUUGGGGGUUUGGGCAUCAGUGGUUCCAUCGGAACCGCAGUUGCCGCAGCUGCUCUCGGAGGUGCUGUCGGAGGUGUUGUCGGAGGUGCUGCCGGAGGUGCUCCCUUGUUUGCUACUCCGGGUGUUGCUGCCGUAGGUGCCACGGAGGUUUUGACAGUGAAAAAGUGUGCCGUAUCUGGUAAGACAGAGACUAGGAGUGGCAGUGAGGGUAAUACGGAGACCAGGGGUGGCAGUGAGGGUAAUAUGUAGGAUAUACUGUAUAUAAUGUAGUAAUAUAGGGCUCAGAUGUGCCAGUGUGGGUAAUAUGGAGCCCAGAGGUGCCGGUAAGGGUAAGAAGGAAAAAAUUAGAUAGUGUCUGACACUAGACCCUUUCACACUGACAAAUAUAACAUUAUAUUACCUAAUUUAACGUUAAGGCUGUUCCUUUCACACUGACCGACACGGGGAGGGGAGUCAGCCCACCCCGGCAAUGAACCCAUCUCAAGGGGUUGUUUUAUUGCUGAGGCGGGCUCAGUGUGAAAGGAACUGGUCAACCCUGCGAUUAGGGGGGUGUGACUGAUGAUGUGUAUGGCAAGGCAGGAGGUUAAAAGACAGGAAACAGCGGGUCAGAAUAACACAAGAGACGAGGACAGCUUUAGGUGCUGUGUCCACCAAUCGCGUUUUUUAUGCUGACAGCGCCCUCAACCUCCUUUUCUCGCCGCUUCGGUCAAGUGUUUAUUGUUGCUUUGUUACCAAAACCGUCUGCCAGUACGUCUUUUUGGAACCUUUGCCUAUUGCUAGCUAACUAGCCAACGAGGUAGCUGAAAUGGCAGCAGUCGUUCAGGACUCAGCACACUAAAAUAUGACUUUGACAGACAAAGCGCUUAUUUGACAUUCAAAUAAAAUCGGUAAUUCCCCUAGGCUUUGUAAUUUGCGUUCGGUUUGCAGCAGCGGUUUAGUAUUUAGUCACAUAAGACUUGGCUGAUUGAGUUUUCCUCAGCCAUUACCAACUUUGUUCACAGUGUAGGUCCCCCUGUGAACGCUGAACUACAUAGACUUUAUAUUGAAAAUUGUCGCCGUCGGCGGAAAAAAAAAUGUGUCCCGCCAUCAUUUAAAAACUAAACCACGUAGCAUGACAGUUGUGUUUAUCCAGAGACGAUUGAAAAAGGAUCUAUGGUUUAUCUGCAGACUGUACAAAAUAGAUUUAUCUCCGAGGCAUGGUUAGACAUCAUUGUUCACGCCCAGCUUUGCGUGUGAUGCGCUGCUAGACAGCGCCUCCCAAAACUCGCCUCAGAUCUCGGCUUCAGACAACCUGGGACCAAAAUACGUCUACCUUUCAUACAGCGAAAUCCCCCUGAGCCCGCUAUUUCUGUAACGCGAAUGUAACGUUUCUCAGUGUGAAAAGGGCUACUGAUUAAAGUAAUGUCUUUACCAGAUGGCUCUAUUUGAUAAAAUGUCAAGAAUAGUCUGAACAGUUUAGGUUCAAAUGUAUGUCAACGUAGGAAGAACAAUACAGGCGGAGGUCUGCGCUCUCUGAGUGCUUUUCUAGUUUGUCCAUAUUAUUCUUUUGUUUCUUUGUUUUGUUUGUUGACAUACUGUACACAGUCAGUGUGGAAUUUUGUUGUAGGGAUAGUGUGUACCGUCCAUGAAAGCUGUGAGAAACAUAACUAGAGCAGGUACACGUCCAUAUUAUAGCGUAACUAAUAUGUUUUUAGAUUGAGUUAUAUGAUAAAUUCUCUCAUUCACUUCAACAAAUGUGUCCAUUUAACUUUGUGUUGUUUACUGUUUGUGUUCCCCUCCAAGAGGUUACUUACAAAUAUAUUCAUUAAACUGAGAAGAUUAUAUUUUUUUAUCCAUAAAGCUGAUUAUGUAUAAUGUUUAAUAUAAUAUGUGGACUGUAAA
Sardina pilchardus (European sardine) is the source of this 5944-nucleotide messenger RNA. RefSeq names its product NACHT, LRR and PYD domains-containing protein 3-like. NCBI's taxonomy places the organism in Eukaryota, Metazoa, Chordata, Actinopteri, Clupeiformes, Clupeidae. The transcript is spliced from 17 exons. The coding region runs from base 134 to 4312 and encodes 1392 amino acids. The record is from RefSeq and is a predicted model, not a curated record. Gene Ontology annotation, biological process: intracellular signal transduction. Gene Ontology annotation, molecular function: protein binding.